Molecule: messenger RNA, 1900 nt
Organism: Mercurialis annua (annual mercury)
Lineage: Eukaryota; Viridiplantae; Streptophyta; Magnoliopsida; Malpighiales; Euphorbiaceae
Exons: 14
Coding region: 75-1514 (479 amino acids)
Biological process (GO): protein localization to cell surface; attachment of GPI anchor to protein
Cellular component (GO): GPI-anchor transamidase complex; membrane
Source: RefSeq, a predicted model, not a curated record
AUAUACGAAUCUCCGUUUUGUCCAUCCUCCAAUCUCUGUUUCACACUCGCAGUGAGAAAACAAAGAGAGCAAAAAUGGAGGAAGAGAAGAAAGAAAAAGAAGAAAGCAAGCAAGAGAAGAAGAUUAAUUACUGGAAAUGGAUGAUAUUAUCGGCGAUACUACGCCUUUUUCUCGUUUACUUCUCUCGAAAUCUCAACUUAUCAUCUCGUCCGGAACUCUCCACUCCGCUCACCAGUCUCCGUCGCCUGGCGGAAGGUUACUGGUUAAAGCAGUUAUCGAUGUCUCCUUAUACAGGAUCUAUGUAUCACGGUUCUCCGUUGUUGCUCUCUGUCCUCGGUCCACUCUAUGUUACAAGAAUAGAAGGGCAACCUAAUCAUGUAUUAUGCAGUUUGCUUUUUGUUAUUGCAGAUAUGGUCAGUGCAAUGCUUAUUCGUGCUACUGGUCGGAAAUUACAGGCAGCAUAUAGACAUAGCUUGGAAUCACUUGAGAUUGAUAAUUUUCUAGAAAACUCAGAAAUACUUCCUUCAGGAGAUAUUGCUGCUUUAGUGUAUUUGUGGAAUCCAUUCACAAUAGUCGCAUGUGUGGGCUUGUCAACAUCCCCGGUGGAAAACUUGUUUAUCAUAUUGACACUUUAUGGAGCCUGUGCGCGACUAGUUCCUCUGGCAGCAUUUGGAUGGGUUAUGGCAACACAUUUAUCACUUUAUCCAGCAAUCCUAAUUAUCCCUGUGAUUCUUUUGUUGGGACGUGGUCUGGAUUCGCCCCCUCCAAAGUUGUUCCAGCAGAAAGAACGUUGUAAAAUCAAUGAUAACUUCUCUGGUGGUUUACCUCACGAACAUGAAGAAAAGAUGAAUAAACCAAAGCCACAAAUUAGUUUUUCGUGGAGAUUAGUCACGCUUUUCUUGCUUUGGGCUUCUUUGUGGUCUGUUUAUGUGUUAGUUUUAUGCAGCAUGUCUCUCAAGAAGUAUAGUAAUCUAUGGGAGAUGUUCCAAAGAACAUAUGGGUUUAUUCUUGCAGUGGAAGAUAUGUCACCAAAUAUAGGGGUUUUAUGGUACUUCUUUGCUGAAGUUUUCGACUUCUUCAGAAAUUUCUUUUUGAUAGUAUUCCAAAUGAAUAUUUUAUUUGUGAUUCUGCCAUUAGCCAUACGGCUGAAACACCGGCCCUGCUUCUUGGCUUUUGCCUACAUUGCAAUCUCGUCAAUGCUUAAAUCAUAUCCAUCAGUUGGAGAUUCAGCACUGUACUUGGGUCUGUUGGGAUUGUUUCUUGAUGAACUGGCAGAUAUGCAGUUUUCUUUCUUCAUCUUCUGUGGUUAUGUUGGGGUUUCCCUCCUCAGUCCUGUGAUGCACAACCUAUGGAUUUGGAGGGGCACCGGCAAUGCAAAUUUCUACUUUGCUACUGCAAUUGCUUAUGCUUGCUUGCAGAUUAUUUUGGUGGUUGAGAGCAUAAGUGCAGUGCUUAACCAUGAUAGGAAUCUAACAAAGCUAACUGCCAAAAAUCUUCAAGAGGGAAAAUCUUAGGCUCUUAUUCUCUUAUGAGACAUACUUCUCUCGGCCGAUAAAAGAGCGAGUCCAAGAACUAUGUUGGUAAGGAGCUUUUCUUCCUUCAUCAUAUUGCACAUAAUCUGCGGAGGGACUUGGUUUAAUUAAUGGAAUACUAACACGUUGCGCUGAAUUGCAUAUACUAGAAGUUAGUUGCAUUCGUCUCGGGAUGCAUUCCAUAUGAUAUUUUGCUCCGAACGCAAUUCUAUCUGUUGUAAUACCAAAAGAGAUUUCUCAAAUACACACAUGCAAUUUCUAAAUGAUGAGUAGUAAUGUAUUGCUGGUUUUUCUGUUCUAACUUCAGACCGACAAAGAGGAUAAAUUCUUUAUUUGACGUGAUUGGUUUUAAUGAACUAGUUCUGACA